This is a messenger RNA of Habropoda laboriosa, 818 nucleotides long. RefSeq names its product activated RNA polymerase II transcriptional coactivator p15 (gene Ssb-c31a). Bases 164 to 517 code for a protein of 117 amino acids. Lineage: Eukaryota; Metazoa; Arthropoda; Insecta; Hymenoptera; Apidae. Gene Ontology annotation, molecular function: DNA binding; transcription coactivator activity. Gene Ontology annotation, biological process: positive regulation of transcription initiation by RNA polymerase II. The record is from RefSeq and is a predicted model, not a curated record. The transcript is spliced from 4 exons.
CGUUUCUGAUUUAUAGUUUGAACCGUGUUGCGUUGUAACAAGCUGCGUAUUAUUGUACGUUCGUUCGAUAAGUGGAAUAUAAUUAUAUCUUUGUUAAAUCAAUUGAAGUUUGUUUCAAUCGUUACAUCCACUGAACAAAUUAAGGUGAGCGGAUUUAUAGGAAAUGCCGAAAUCAAAAGAAUACGUGUCAAGCGACGAUGACAGCAGCGAAGAGGAAGCGAAACCAAAGAAGGUGCGAAAGAGGGAAACAGCAGAGAAGGAGGAGGAUAAGGUAUCGAAAAAGCCAAGACAGGAAUCGAACGAAGAUGAAGAUGAUACUUGGGACUUGGGUAGUAAUCGUAAAGUUACUGUAAAACACUUAAAAGGAAAAUUAUACGUCGACAUUAGAGAAAUGUACUACGAUAAGGAUGCAAAUUUGAAACCUGGAAGGAAAGGUAUUUGUUUAAACAUGUCACAAUGGCGAAAACUACUAUCCGUUCUGGAAGAUGUAGACAAAGUUGUAAAGUCUAAAUCUUGAGUACUGAUUUUCUUCUUUAUACGCAGUAUAACUAUUUCAAGGGUUUCCGAUAACUAAUACACAACUUUCCUGUUAUUUAUAAAGAAAGUAUAUGUUGCUUCUUGUGCAUAAUUUUUACUUGUAUAUUCAUUUACAUCCUUUUUGUGUGAUAUUUUUUAAUAAAGAAUUGUUUCCAUCCUACAAACGUGUCAAGGUACAGAUUAGAAGUUUGAUGCUAGCAACAAAGUGACAAGAAAGAAUAUUUAAUUACAUGAAAUGUUAAUUUUCAUUUCGACGUGUUAUUACACAUUGUCCAAGUAAC